AUGGCCGGAAAUGCCAACCACUGCUCAUUCGUCCUCCUCGCUGAAUUCCACAUCCUUGAGGGGGCGCAGCUGAAGUAUCAGUUUCCUCAACCAUUGGGCGUCGAUGAAAGGUACCAGUUUCAGCCGCUUCAUAUCGAGAAUUAUACUCACAACGCCCCUAGCGUGCUCGCCAUGUCCAUGCUCCCCGAUGGUGCAGAGACUCAGCUCGAUGACUGGACCAUCUUCUUCCUGAACCAAACUCCAUUCAAUACUAUCUCUCCUGUACUCGCUUUGGACACGCCAGAGGUCAAGACCAUUGGCCUCCCAGGGGAAGACGACGACCUUCGUGACAGCGACAGACCGGAGCUGCUGUGUGUCCUUAACCUGGUUCGCACGAAACACGAUAAAUCCUUGGAUCGUGGUGCACAGGUUCUUGCACUCGCAAUAUGCACGAGACAUCCAUUCAUACAGAUAUUCAAGCCAUUCCUUCUUCUGGCUCUAGACGACUAUUUCUCGGAUCCCUCUCAGGAUUGUCUUGCACGCCUCUUCGAUGCUGUUAACUCCAUGGAUCUAUCUGGCGCACCCAAGCUCACCAGGUCAGAGAAGCUUGUCAUGCGUUCCAGCGAGCGUAAGGACAUCUUCGCCGAAAAGAUGGCGCAAGCUCCACAGCAGAGCUGGGCACACUCGGGGGUGGGAUCAAAGUCUGGUUUACAACACAAGUCGACGAACUCAAAUGAAUCCUACUCCAGUUUCGAGGAAGGUAUCAUGCUACGAGGCAAGGAACGGGACCGAUAUCCAGAAGACGGGAGAAACCGUCGGAAGGACUCCCAACGAGGAAGGGAACGAAUCGACACCGAAAGCAUGGCAACAGCUGUGCCAUCUCAGAAUCAGCACUCCCCAUCUGAUUCCUCCUUCUCUCUAGGAGGAAGUGCAGUUUGGGUUGGAGACGAAUCAGGAUUGGACUUCGCCCCAAAAGAGAAGGCGACUGACGCCAGCAGCGUAGCCUCGAUGACAGGUGGAAGCACAUUGGUUGGUUCGACACGAAAUCGUCGAUCAACAGAUGCUUCAUCCUCUUCUUCACAUGCGCACGGCAAGGAACAAAAUUAUCGCCCACUGACGUCCUAUCAUUUCGACCCUCAUCUCCGGCACGGCAUUGUUAAAGAUACUCAUUUCUAUCAUACCACCGCGGCAUACAAGGAUCACCAGUUGCCGAUAAAGAUGCCCUUAUCGACGUUUCCUGAAGAAGUUGGAGAUUAUUCUUUAAUCACCCUGAUCAAGGUUUUCUCAGCCCAUCCCGUUGUGUCCGGACCUGUCCAUCCACAUCUGCAUACGAACGGACCCCAAACCCAUCCCAUCAUUGUACUCUUCAAUGCUCUUGUGACUGGGAAGCGCAUAAUAUUCCUGGGACAUAAACGACCGGCAGGAGAAGUGUCAAGCUUUGUACUCUCUGCGUGCGCUUUGGGGUCGGGCUGCGGAGCUGUUCUCAGAGGCUUCAUCGAACGCGCAUUCCCGUACGCCAAUUUGAGAAACAGAGAUGAAUGGGAAUCUGUGCCCGCCUAUAUAGCAGGUGUUACGAAUCCCAUCUUUGAGGCUUCUCGCCAAUGGGAUCUCUUCCUCGACAUUAGCACUGGCAAUGUCACGGUGGCGAAAGAUAUCCAUUCAAACUACCCUCCGAUGAAUUUGCAGUUGAGUGGACCGCUGAUAACUAGAUCAGGUACCCUCAAAGCAGAGACCUCUGUUGGCAGCGAGGACGAUAUCGCGAGGAUGGCAAGCAAUAACACAGACCGAGUUUUCAUCGAGGACAUUCGCACAGCCAUUGAAGAUCAUUUCGGAGAAAGCCUUGUUCGAAUGCGGUUUACCGAAUACGUGACACGCUUUGUUCGACUAGCAUCUCGCUACGAGGAAGAGUUGUCAGGAGGAACAAGUUUCGGCUUCCCGAGCUCCCCAUUCAUUGAUGGAAGGCCGCCCAAGCUAGGGAGCGGCAUUGCGUUUAUAGAUGAUAUAAUCGGGUGGAAGGAGCUACUGGCGAACGGGCACCGUAUCGAAGCGUGGCGCAAAACGAACAGCUACAAGUACCUCACAAUGGAUUAUCCGAAGCACCAAGCCAACAGUGCAAUCAAGGGCUUCGAUGUUGUGCACCAGCUGUUUCGCUUACGAUAUACAAAGAAUAUGCAGGACGCUGAGGCACUAGCCAUCAUGCGCAGUUUAGCGGAGGGUGUCAAGACUUACGAUCAGGUCGUCGAGCUCCUAGCAUCGCUACCCCACGGAGGGGGGUUGCUAUACCUUGGAUUUUCACUGUUUCAUCAAAAGGAAGCUGUCCGAGAACACACUGUGAACCUGUUCAACCAGCUUCGGGUAUAUCCAGUCGGCGUACUCCAUCUGCAAGCAUUAAACCAUUUCCAGCGCUACGCGUACGUCCGUCAGGCGCACGCGAAGGAGCGACGGCUAUUUGAGCAACAGCACGAGAGCCGGCAGCAACCAGGAAAUCAGCAGUAUGGUACGGACGGCGUGCCAUAUGGCAUGGCGAGCAAUGCUUUCGGACGAACACACUCGAAUUCGGUGAUAGCACAGCAACCUAACGGGGUAUUUGGAUGA
Messenger RNA from Cyclocybe aegerita, 2574 nucleotides. NCBI's taxonomy places the organism in Eukaryota, Fungi, Basidiomycota, Agaricomycetes, Agaricales, Hemipholiotaceae. The record is from the annotation of a GenBank genome assembly.